Austrofundulus limnaeus is the source of this 2364-nucleotide messenger RNA. Its product is annotated as proton myo-inositol cotransporter. NCBI's taxonomy places the organism in Eukaryota, Metazoa, Chordata, Actinopteri, Cyprinodontiformes, Rivulidae. Gene Ontology annotation, biological process: myo-inositol transport; transmembrane transport. Gene Ontology annotation, molecular function: myo-inositol:proton symporter activity. The record is from RefSeq and is a predicted model, not a curated record. Gene Ontology annotation, cellular component: apical plasma membrane. The transcript is spliced from 12 exons. The coding region runs from base 155 to 1999 and encodes 614 amino acids.
UGCUGGGCGGGUGUACGUGUUCCUCCUUUGCCUUGUCUUGUCAGCCUAUCAUAUGAUCCUCGGUCUUCCUGUUUGUUGUAGCUAAGACACGCAGAGCGACUGAAGAGGGCUUUUCAGAGCAGCCUUGAUGAAAACAACCUGAAGCACAUGAGUGAUGGGCAGCAAGAGGCAGACAGCUGCGACGGUUGGAGACCGAGGUCCCGUCGAAACUCCGUCCGGAGACACCGAGAACCUCCUAGGCCAAGAUGACUCCACACCGUGUUUCGUCUACGUGUUAGCAUUUUUCUCUGCCCUCGGAGGUUUCCUCUUCGGGUAUGAUACCGGGGUGGUCUCUGGGGCAAUGCUGCUCCUGAAGAAGGAGAUGAACCUGAACGCCCUGUGGCAGGAGCUGCUGGUUUCCAGCACCGUCGGGGCCGCGGCGCUCUCUGCCCUCUGUGGGGGCUCUUUGAAUGGCUGGCUGGGACGCAGGAUUUGUAUUCUUGUGGCCAGCUUCAUCUUCGGUGUUGGUGGCGUUAUACUGAGUAUUGCCCAGGACAAAGUGGUCCUCCUUGCAGGCAGAAUUGUAGUGGGUUUGGGUAUUGGUAUUGCUUCCAUGACAGUUCCUGUAUACAUCGCAGAAGUCUCCCCACCUCACUUGAGAGGCCAGCUGGUCACCAUCAAUGCCCUCUUCAUCACUGGUGGUCAGUUUGUUGCCAGUGUAGUUGAUGGGGUCUUCAGUUAUCUGAGCCACAGUGGAUGGAGAUACAUGCUAGGCCUGUCCACCGUACCAGCAGUUCUGCAGUUCUUCGGCUUCGUCUUCCUGCCAGAAAGCCCUCGCUGGCUCCUGCAGAAGGGUCGAAGCCAGGAGGCGUGUCAAGUUCUCAGCCGGAUCCGAGGAGACCAGAACAUCGACGAGGAGUACGACACCAUCAAAGCCAGCAUCGAGGAGGAGGAGAGGGAGGCAGGGGCAGGAGGAGUUGUUAUUUUGCGCAUCCUCAGCCAUGGACCGACUCGCAGGGCUCUUGUUGUUGGUUGUGGCCUGCAGAUGUUUCAGCAGCUGUCUGGCAUUAACACUGUCAUGUACUACAGUGCAACCAUCCUGCAGAUGGCGGGGGUGCGGGAUGACAAGCAGGCAAUCUGGUUGGCUGCAGCAACUUCAGCCACCAACUUUGUCUUCACCUUAGUUGGAGUCUGGCUUGUGGACAGAGUGGGCCGCAGGAAACUCACUCUGGGCAGUCUUUUAGGCACUGGUCUGAGUUUAACUCUGUUGGCAGUUGGGUUCCUCCUGUCCGCCCAAAACUCUCCACCUGUUACCUUCCACCCUGUCGACCCUCACAAUUCAACCUGCAGACUUUACAGCUCCUGUGACUUGUGCAUGUUGGAUCCAUAUUGUGGGUUUUGUUUUCGUGAAAAUGGAACCACAGUGUCUGAGUCCUCCUGCGUUCCUGUCAGUCAGGCGUCUACUGAUCAUGCAGCCUGGGGAAGGUGUUUUAAUAAUACAGAAGAAAGUGAUGGCCCUAUUUGGGCUUAUAAUUACUGUCCUACGUCCUACUCCUGGAUUGUUCUGCUGGGCCUCAUCCUGUACCUUGCAUCCUUUGCUCCAGGUAUGGGCCCCAUGCCGUGGACAGUGAACUCAGAGAUCUACCCACUCUGGGCGCGCAGCACUGGCAACGCCUGCUCUGCUGGUGUCAACUGGAUUUUCAACGUCCUCGUGUCUCUGACUUUUCUUCACGUCGCAGAGUUUUUGACUUAUUACGGUGCGUUCUUCAUGUACACAGGCCUGGUGGUGCUGGGUCUCCUCUUCGUCUACGGCUGCCUCCCAGAGACCAAAGGCUUACAGCUGGAGGACAUAGAGAACCUGUUUACCGGUCGUCUCUGCUCCUGCGGAGGCCUCUCCGCCAAUGAAAGUCGCUAUGUCCACUACACCCGGCAAAGUUCGGAUUUGAGCCCAGCCCAGUAUGGAGCAGUGGACUCAGACAGUGCCAUAGCUUAUAUAACUGUAAGUACAGUGUCAAUGUAGUCGAUGCUCUUGCAGCUUUUCUCUAACUGAAUAAGCCUUUUUAAUGAUUAGUUUCAUGUGUUUGUUCUUGCAGCUACGAUAAUCGUGAUCAAGCAUUCCUACAGCACUCUUUUUGCACUGGUUCACUUUAAUAAACGCCUGUUUGGUUUUUAUGGUAUUGUUAGUUUUUACAAUUUACACAGGAUUUCUUAUUCAGGUGUUUCUUGUGCUGUUGUGAAUUUUAUUAUCCAGUAUAGAUAAUAAAGUGAAGUGUUCGCAAAUCGCACAAGAUGUCCAUAUCGGAACACAUUUGUUACUAUGUUGUUGGGAUUAUUGUGGCAAAUUCAUUUUGGUUACAUUAGAUUAUUAAAAACAGUAAGAAAGCA